UGUGUCCCCUCCCCUCUCCUCCAAACAGAGGUUUCCCAAACUUUUCUCCUUUUCUCUCCAGUUCAGUAUUCCACACUGGGACGCGCCGUAUCCUGUCUUCUCCACGCGCGGGGCUUCUCGACGCAAAGGCGCACCGACCGCUCUAAGCCUCUGCUGUGGAGUACACACCUGGACCUGGUCUAGAUCUGGUUUAAGUCUGCUCACUCCGCAACCGCACAUUGCACAGCAGGUGAGCCGAAGCGGCGGGCGAUUGGGUCGGAGGGAUUGUCCGGCACACCAAUGGGAUCAGGGCAGCUGGUUCAAGUGCUGCUAGGAUGGACGGUGGCAUGUCUGUGGUCGGCUCACCUCGCUGUUGGGGAAACUGGAAAUGGACCUUACCAAGCUAGCCGCUUCACUGGGAGUGUGGAUCAAAAGGAAGUACAGCGGGUUCGGCGCCGUGGCCAGGAGACUCUGAGAGGACCUAAUGUGUGUGGCUCACGCUUCAACUCAUACUGCUGCCCGGGCUGGAAGACCCUGGCGGGAGGGAACCAGUGUAUUGUUCCAAUAUGCAGGAAUUCAUGUGGAGAUGGGUUCUGCUCCAGACCCAACAUGUGCACGUGCUCCAACGGUCAGCUCUCCCCCAACUGUGGAGGAGGAGGAGGAAUUCAGUCCUGUAAUGUCAGGUGCAUGAACGGAGGCAGCUGCAUGGAGGACUCCUGCUUGUGUCCGAAGGGAUAUUCUGGCGGCCAUUGCGGACAACCUGUGUGUGAGAAUGGCUGCCAGAACGGUGGGCGCUGCAUCGGACCCAACAGAUGUGCCUGCGUCUACGGUUUCACUGGCCCUCAGUGUGAGAGAGACUACAGAACUGGACCGUGCUUCACCCAGGUGAACAACCAGAUGUGCCAGGGCCAGCUCAGUGGAAUUGUCUGCACUAAAACACUAUGCUGCGCCACUAUUGGCCGGGCCUGGGGCCACCCCUGCGAGCAGUGUCCUGCCCAGCCGCACCCCUGCAGACGAGGCUUCAUCCCGAACAUCCGCACCGGAGCCUGCCAAGAUGUGGAUGAGUGCCAGGCAGUGCCUGGAUUGUGUUCUGGAGGCAACUGUAUCAACACUGUGGGAUCCUAUGAAUGUAAAUGCCCCGCUGGUCACCGUCAGAGCGAAACCAGCCACAAAUGUGAAGAUAUUGAUGAAUGUAGCACCAUUCCUGGAGUGUGUGAUGGAGGAGAGUGCAGCAACACUGCUGGCAGCUACGUCUGCACUUGUCCACGAGGCUACAUCUCCAGCACGGACGGCUCCAGAUGUGUUGAUCAGCGCGUGGGUACCUGCUUCUCAGCGCUGGCCAACGGUCGCUGUGCCGCAGAGCUGAAUGGUCAAUACACCAAAAUGCAGUGCUGCUGCGAAACAGGGCGCUGCUGGGCUUUGGGGCAGAUUCCAGAAAUGUGUCCCGUCCGGGGCUCUGACGAGUACAGGCGACUUUGCAUUGUGGGUGUUCCCCAAAUACACGGUAUCCCUCACAGCUUCCCCAAUGGAUAUUUCCCAAGCAACAAUGGUAACCAUGGAUUCAAGUUCCCCAGUAUAUCAAAUGGGAAUGGUAACGGCAAUGGUCAUAGUCACAGCAAUGGAGGGAACGGAGGAGGAGACGGGAACUUUGGUGGCAAUGGUGGAAACUAUGGUGGCAAUGGAGGCUCAACUUACCAACACAUAGGCGCCGUCUCCCUGAAUGAAACCAUUGAUGUGUGCAAACAUUUAACAAACCUGUGUCUGAAUGGACGCUGUAUCCCAACUGCUUCGAGCUACCGCUGCGAGUGCAACAUGGGCUACAAGCAGGACAUUCGAAGGGAGUGUAUCGAUGUGGAUGAAUGUCUGAAUAAUCCAUGUGUCAAUGGAGACUGUGUCAACACACCUGGAUCAUACUACUGCAGAUGCCAUAAGGGAUACCAGGGAACACCAACCAAGCAAGCGUGUAUUGAUAUUGAUGAGUGUAUCGUGAACGGGGUGAUGUGUCGCAAUGGCCGCUGCGUCAACACAGAGGGCAGCUUCCAGUGUAUCUGCAAUGCUGGCUUUGAGCUCACCUCCGAUGGAAAGAACUGCAUCGAUCACGAUGAGUGCGCCACCACCAACAUGUGUCUCAAUGGCAUGUGCAUCAAUGAGGACGGCAGCUUUAAAUGCAUCUGCAAGCCAGGCUUUACAUUAGCACCAAACGGACGCUACUGCACUGACAUCGAUGAGUGCCAGACUCCUGGGAUCUGUAUGAAUGGCCGCUGCAUCAACUCUGAAGGCUCCUUCAGGUGUGAGUGCCCCCCAGGACUGGCUGUGGAUGUGGAUGGAAGAGUGUGUGUGGACACACAUAUGAGGACUACUUGCUACGGCGCCAUAAAGAUGGGCACAUGCUCUCGACCCCUCCCGGGCGCAGUGACUAAGUCGGAGUGCUGCUGUUUCAGUCCAGACCAUGGCUUUGGACAGCCCUGCCAGCCCUGCCCGUCCCGUAACUCAGCUGAGUUCCAGGCUGUGUGCAGCAGUGGUAUUGGCAUCACUACUGAUGGUAGAGACAUUAAUGAGUGCGCCUUGGAUCCAGACAUUUGCCAAAAUGGUAUUUGUGAGAAUCUACUAGGAAGCUAUCGCUGCAUCUGUAACAUCGGCUACGAGUCCGACACCAGCGGAAAGAACUGCUUUGACAUCAAUGAGUGUUUGGUGAACCGAUUGCUCUGCGACAAUGGUCUGUGCAGAAACACUCCAGGCUCCUACACGUGCACCUGUCCUAAAGGAUAUGUCUUCAGACCCGACUCGGAGACCUGUGAAGAUAUUAAUGAGUGUGAGUCAAAUCCAUGCGUCAACGGAGCCUGCCGCAACGUGGCCGGAUCCUUCCACUGCGAGUGCGCCCACGGCAGCAAGCUGGACUCCACUAACACCAUCUGUGUGGACAGCAUGAAGAGUACUUGCUGGCUCACUAUACAGGAUAACCGCUGUGAGGUCAACAUCAACGGUGCCACGCUGAAGUCUGAGUGCUGCUCCACAUUGGGAGCAGCCUGGGGAAGCCCCUGUGAUCGCUGUGAAAUCGACACCGCAUGUUCUCGAGGGUUUGCUCGCAUGAAGGGCCUGGUCUGUGAAGACAUUGAUGAGUGUGAAGUUUUCCCUGGAGUUUGUACAAACGGACGAUGUGUGAACACCCAGGGCUCCUUCCUCUGCGAGUGUGCUGAGGGUCUGACCCUGGACAGCACCGGUCGCACGUGUGUUGACAUGCGCAGUGAACUGUGCUACAAGAAAUGGCAUGAAGAUGAGUGCGGUGAGCCUCUGCCUGGAAAGUAUCGCCUGGACAUGUGUUGCUGCACUGUGGGAGCUGCCUGGGGGGUCGACUGUGAGGAAUGUCCUAAAGAAGACACGCCAGAAUUUAAAGCUAUUUGUCCUAGAGGGCCUGGCUUUGCCAACAGAGGAGACAUCCUAACAGGAAGACCCUUCUACAAAGAUGUAAACGAGUGUAAGGUGUUUCGCGGUCUGUGCACUCAUGGAAAUUGCAGAAACACCAUCGGCAGUUUCAAAUGUCGCUGCAACAGCGGCUUCACCCUGACUGCUGAAGAGAGGAACUGCACAGACAUUGACGAAUGCCGCAUUUCCCCUGACCUGUGUGGUCAUGGCACAUGCGUCAACACACCUGGAAGCUUUGAGUGCGAGUGCUUUGAGGGAUAUCAGAGUGGCUUCAUGAUGAUGAAGAACUGCAUGGAUAUUGACGAGUGUGAGACAAACCCUGCGCUGUGUCUUGGAGGAACCUGCCUAAACACUGAUGGAAGUUAUGAGUGUGAAUGUCCUUCUGGUUACCUGCUCAGCAGUGAAGCUUCUGUUUGUGAAGAUAUGAACGAGUGUCAGCUGAGUGACAGCUUGUGCAAAAAUGGACAGUGUGUCAACAUGCCAGGGACUUACCAAUGUUCUUGUGACACCGGUUACCAGGCAACCCCAGACCGACAGGGCUGUGUGGAUAUUGAUGAGUGCACCAUCAUGAACGGAGGCUGUGAGACCCACUGUACUAACUCGGAGGGCAGCUAUGAGUGCAGCUGCACAGAAGGAUACGCUCUGAUGCCGGACCUCAGGACGUGUUCAGAUAUUGAUGAGUGUGAGGAGACCCCAGACAUCUGUGAUGGAGGCCAGUGCUCCAACAUCCCCGGUGAAUAUCGCUGUCUGUGUUUCGAUGGAUUCAUGGCCUCCAUGGACAUGAGGACCUGCAUCGAUGUAAAUGAAUGUGAUUUGAACCCAAACAUCUGUCUCCAUGGUGACUGUGAGAACACCAAAGGCUCCUUCAUCUGCCACUGUCAGCUGGGAUACUUUGUCAAAAAGGGAUCCACGGGUUGCACAGACAUCGAUGAGUGUGAGAUCGGAGCUCAUAACUGCGACAUGCAUGCCGCCUGCGUCAAUUUACCUGGAAGCUUCAAAUGCCGCUGCCAGGCAGGCUGGAUUGGGGACGGCAUCAAGUGUGUGGACAGAGACGAAUGCACUUUGGAAGACAACAGUUGCCACCACAAUGCAGACUGUGCCAACACUCCGGGGUCGUACAGGUGCAUGUGCAAAGAAGGUUUCAACGGAGAUGGUUUUACGUGCUCCGACAUGGAUGAGUGUGCAGACAAUGUGAACCUCUGUGAGAACGGCCAGUGUCUAAACGCUCCGGGAGGCUACCGCUGCGAGUGUGAGAUGGGCUUCACUCCCACUGAGGACAGCAAAGCCUGUCAAGACAUUGAUGAGUGUAAUUUCCAGAACAUCUGUGUUUUUGGGACUUGCCAAAACCUUCCGGGGAUGUUCCGCUGUGUGUGCGAUGAUGGUUACGAACUGGACCGCAGUGGAGGAAACUGCACUGAUAUCAACGAGUGUGCCGACCCUGUGAACUGCAUCAAUGGAAUCUGUGUCAACACCCCAGGGAGCUAUUUGUGCAACUGUCCAGGAGACUUUGAGCUCAACCCCACUGGUGUAGGCUGCGUGGACAACCGUGUUGGAAACUGCUUCCUGGACAUUCUCCCCCGUGGCGAUGGAGGAAUCUAUUGCACUGCAGAGGUUGGCGUUGGUGUGACCCGUGCUUCCUGUUGUUGCGCCAAGGCACUAGCUUGGGGAGAGCCAUGCGAAAUCUGCCCGUCUCCCAACUCCACCGAAUACAAGACUCUCUGCCCAGGAGGGGAGGGAUUUAGACCUAACCCUAUCACUGUCAUCCUUGAAGAUAUUGAUGAGUGCCAGGAGCUGCCAGGUCUGUGCCAAGGUGGAAAAUGCAUCAACACCUUUGGUAGUUUCCAGUGUGAGUGUCCAGCGGGCUACUAUCUAAAUGAAGACACUCGCAUCUGUGAAGAUAUCGAUGAAUGUGUGACGCACAUCGGUAUUUGUGGACCCGGCACUUGCUACAACACUUUCGGCAACUACACUUGUGUUUGCCCCCCUGAAUACAUGCAAGUCAAUGGAGGAAACAACUGCAUGGACAUGAGGAAGAGUGUCUGCUACCGCAACUUUAACGAUACCUGUGAAAACGAGUUGUCCUUCAACAUGACCAAGAAGAUGUGCUGCUGUGCCUAUAAUGUGGGGAAAGCUUGGAACAAGCCCUGUGAGGCCUGUCCCACUCCUGCCACUAUUGAGUACCAGCUGCUGUGUGGUAACCAGGCUCCUGGCUUCAUCAUUGACAUCCACACUGGCAAGCCAAUUGAUAUCGAUGAAUGCAGGGAGAUCCCAGGCAUCUGUGCAAAUGGAGUGUGCAUCAACCAAAUUGGCAGUUUCCGCUGUGAAUGUCCAAUGGGUUUCAGCUACAACAACAUUUUACUGAUUUGUGAAGAUAUUGAUGAAUGCAACAGUGGAGACAACUUGUGCCAACGCAACGCCAACUGCAUCAACAUCCCUGGCAGCUACCGCUGCGAGUGCUCUCCAGGCUUCAAACUGUCUCCAGGCGGGGCCUGCCUGGAUCGUAACGAGUGCCAGGAGAUUCCUAAUGUGUGCAGUCAUGGAGAGUGCAUCGACACACAGGGGAGUUACCGCUGUCUGUGCCACAAUGGCUUCAAGGCCACUGCCGACCAGACAAUGUGCAUGGACAUUGACGAGUGUGAGAGGCAGCCGUGUGGAAAUGGCACCUGUAAAAAUACCGUGGGAUCCUACAACUGUCUCUGCUUCCCCGGAUUUGAGCUCACUCACAACAAUGACUGCAUGGACAUCGAUGAGUGCAGUGCCCUUCAGGGCCAGGUGUGCAGGAACGGACGGUGCAUCAACGAGCUCGGUUCCUUCCAGUGUCUCUGCAGUGAAGGCUAUGAAAACACAGCUGAUGGGAAGAACUGUGUCGAUAUCAACGAGUGCCUGAACUUUCCUGGAACAUGUUCUCCUGGAACCUGCCAGAACCUUGAUGGGACUUUCAGAUGCAUCUGCCCACCAGGCUAUGAGGUGCAGAAUGAGCAGUGUAUAGAUAUCAAUGAAUGUGAUGUGGAGCCCAACAUCUGCCAGUUUGGCACCUGCACCAACACACCUGGCAGCUUCCAGUGCUCCUGCCAGCCGGGUUUCGUACUCUCCGAUAACAAACGGCGCUGCUACGACACCAGAGAGAGCUUCUGUUUUACCAAAUUUGAAGGAGGAAAAUGCACCGUGCCCAAAGCGUUCAACACCACCAAGGCCAAAUGCUGCUGCAGCAAGAUGCCUGGAGAGGGCUGGGGAUUCCCCUGCGAACUGUGUCCAAAUCAGAAUGAUGCUGCGUUUAACACCCUGUGUCCGUACGGGCACGGAGCUUUACCCGGAUUAGAUGACACUCGUGAGGAUAUGAACGAGUGUCUGGAAAACCCUGGAAUCUGCCAGAAUGGAAUCUGCAUCAACACAGACGGUUCCUUUCGAUGUGAAUGCCCCUUUGGAUACAACCUGGAUUUCACUGGAGUCAAUUGCGUUGACACUGAUGAGUGCUCCAUAGGAAACCCAUGUGGAAAUGGAACCUGCACCAAUGUGGUGGGGGGUUUUGAGUGCUCCUGCCAAGAGGGCUUUGAACCAGGACCCAUGAUGACUUGUGAAGACAUCAAUGAGUGCUCCCAGAAUCCUCUGCUUUGUGCCUUCCGUUGUGUAAACACCUUUGGGUCCUAUGAGUGCAUGUGUCCUGCUGGAUAUGUGCUGCGAGACGACCAGCGCAUGUGCAGAGACCAAGAUGAGUGCUCAGAGGGAAUGGAUGACUGCGAAUCCAAAGGCAUGACCUGUAAGAACCUGAUCGGUACUUUCAUGUGUAUCUGCCCACCUGGUAUGCAGCGACGACCGGACGGUGAAGGAUGUAUGGACCUAAACGAAUGUCGUGCCAAACCAGGAAUUUGCAAGAAUGGGCGCUGUAUCAACACAGUGGGCAGCUACCGCUGUGAGUGCAAUGAUGGCUUCGAGCCAAGUUUAACUGGAACUGAAUGCAUUGACAACAGAAAGGGCUUCUGCUACACAGAGGUUCUGCGGACCAUGUGCCAGCAGUCAUCAACCAACAGAAACAGCGUGACUAAGUCCGAGUGCUGCUGCAAUAUGGGUCGAGGCUGGGGGCCACAGUGUGAACUUUGCCCUCUACCUGGCACCGUACAAUACAAGAAGAUGUGCCCCCUUGGACCAGGCUUUACCACCGAUGGUCGAGACAUCAACGAAUGCCAGGUGAUGCCGGAUCUGUGUCAGAACGGCCAGUGCAUCAACACCAUUGGAUCUUUCCGCUGCCAUUGUAACAUCGGAUACAAAGCCGACUUCACUGCAACGUCCUGUGUUGACAUGGAUGAGUGCUCUCUGUCUCCAAAGCCCUGUAACUUCCUGUGUAAAAACACAGAAGGCAGCUACCUUUGCUCCUGCCCUAGAGGAUACACUCUGCAGCCAGAUGGGAAGACAUGCAAAGAUCUGGAUGAGUGCUCGACAAAGCAACACAACUGCCAGUUCCUGUGUGUGAACACCAUCGGAGGCUUCACUUGCAAGUGUCCUCCAGGCUUUAGUCAGCACCAGACUGCCUGCAUCGACAACAAUGAGUGCUCAGCUCCCAACAGUGUGUGUGGAUCCCGGGCUUCUUGUGUCAACACUCCUGGGAGUUUUAACUGUGAAUGCUCUAAAGGCUUCUCAUUGGACAACACAGGAAUGGAGUGCGAAGAUGUGGAUGAGUGCAGCAGUAACCAUCGGUGCCAGCACGGCUGUCAAAACAUGAUGGGAGGUUACCGCUGUGGCUGUCCUCAGGGUUAUGUCCAGCACUACCAGUGGAACCAGUGUGUGGAUGAAAAUGAGUGUCAGUCCGGGACGAUUUGUGGCUCCGCCUCCUGCUAUAACACUCUGGGCAGCUUCAAAUGCACGUGUCCUUCCGGCUUUGAGUUUGAGCAGAACGCCGGCGGCUGCCAAGAUGUGAAUGAAUGCUCAAUGGGCGCAAACCCCUGCAUCUACGGUUGCUCUAACACAGAUGGAGGCUACCAGUGCGGCUGUCCUGGAGGUUUCUAUAGAGCGGGACAAGGCCACUGUAUAACCGGCUCGGGUUUCCCUGGCCAGCUCCUGGAUGAUGAGGAGGACGGUCUGUCUCCUGAGGCCUGCUACGAGUGUAAAAUCAACGGAGGCGGAAAGAAUGGAAAACACAAGCGUAGUACAGAUGAAAAUGAUCUCAAUAAGGAGCCGUCAGUCAGCAUGGCAAGUGUGGACACGCUUGCUUUCCUACCGAUGAACCUUUCUCUGGCCUCCCUACUCAACAAAGAGCCUCUUCUAGAGCUCCUGCCUGCCCUUCAGCCCCUGGAGCACCACGUCCGGUACGUCAUCACCCACGGCAACGCCAACGAACACUUCCGCCUGCUGGAACGCAGAGACGGGAAGAGUUUGCUCAGGCUUGGCAAGAGGCCGCCCCCUCCAGGAUCUUACCGGCUAGAGAUUACCAGCAUGCCAGUGUUUGGGCCACGCAAACUACAUCAGCUGGAGGAUCAGCACGACAGUGACUAUCUACAAGGGGAGAUAGGAGAUACUCUGCGGAUCAAGCUCCACGUCCACCUGCACUGAGCUCAGAGUCCAGCUCCGGACUGAGAUUUAACCGUUUUAACCGCUGAUCAAGUAGUUCCUCCGCCCACAAGACCAUCAGACCCAUGGGGGGGGGGAUAUCAAGGGCUAUGAAAGACUGAGUCAAUCAGCCCAACUCUGCCACCACUUUUGUUACUGUUCACAUUAUAUUUGUUCGUAUUUUGUUUUGAUUUAAUCCCAGCUUCAGUCAUUCUCCACGAGAGCCAGAGAUAACAGAGAGGUUCUUUUGUGCUCGGACCUCCUCAUACAGGAGGCGACCUGCUAGUGCCUGUAGCCCUUUAGUGGGUGGAAUCACUUCAAUCGGGGCUGUUUCAAUCAAAUCUAACAUGUGGCAAUGUUUUAACUCAGUGUUGUCACAAAGAAGAUAACUGACAGCAGAAAAGAAAAGGUCCAAGGACUUUUUAUCCUCUCUGGGAUCUUGUGAAACACACUGGGGGGGAAAAGGUUUGCUACAUUUGCCCCUCUCUCCAUUGAAGAGCGUCAUUUUAAUGUAUUUGUACUGUUUAAAGAUGCUAACACGAAGGACUGCAACGUUUUCCGCUCAUCAGGUUCAUAACAUCCAGUUCUUCACAGCUGGAUGCCAACAAAACCUCAGAUGAGAAGACAGCUGAGAAGCUGUGUUCUGCUCUGAUGUGCUGCUGCCGAUGCGCAGAGUAAAGCAGGGAUUCACAUGUUUGUGUGUUGUGUCACGUUUGGUUACCUCAGUACCUCUCACCAACUAUGUGCACCAUGCUGUGAUGCUAACUUUAAGACAAAAGAGGGUGCUAGUGUCCCUUGGCAUCCAUCAUGUGCAGGGAAUAGACCAGUUUGAAGCGAGUAGACUUUAAAGAAGGUAGAUCAGGUCGUGUUUGUAAUCCUCCCAGGGGUCAUGUGUGCUCAUUUUUCACUAAGUGGAAAGUGUUUUAUUCCAUGUCAGCUGUCAGAGGCUUUUUACUUCUCCUGGUUUUACUUCAAACUUUUAAAAAUACUUCAGGAGCACAGACUUGCAGGUGAGAUAAAGUUGACUUUUUCUGACUUCUUUAACUUUACUGUAGCUUAACAUCUGAGGGCUUCUGCCAUAGAGCAGUGGUCUGCAAGGUACAUGACAUGUUAACUAAAAGUGGUGCUUUACAGAGACUAAGGGCAUGAACAGGUAAACACAGGAACAAACAAGUCAUACUUCAUUCCUCUUGAACAUUCUCUCAAUGAGAUAAAAAAAAGGUGCUACAAAGAAAACAUCUGCUAAACUGCACAAAGAAAGUGCAGUCUUGAAUCUGGAGUUACUUUACUGUUGGAUGUUUGCUUUUGUCGUCUUAAAAACAAUAUUAUGCUUCUUGAGAAUGAAUUUGUAUAUUUUUAAAUGACAUGUAGAUUUCCCUUUCUCUGGUUUCCAUUUUCGUUAACAAUCACCAUAGGAAGAAGAUGAGUAAGUUUAAAGGUUUCUGGCACUUUUGUUUUGGAAGGAAACCCUCUUCAGAAAGCGAAAGCUGCUUCAUAUUUGUCGAUCACUGACUCUUCACCAUUGAAACCAGCAGAAAUAAAUAUUUUGUUGUAUUUCAACCCCACAACAGGGAGCUUAAAACCCCCUGGAGGAUUAGAUCAAACUUACAAAUCAUCUAGGGAUGGGCAACUCCAGGCCUCGAGGGUCGGUGUCUGCACGAUUUUCAGAUAUCCAAGCCCUACUCAUGACUGAUUAACUGGUUCAGGUAUGUCCAGCCAUUUGGAGCAUGCCAAAGCAGGGUAUUUUGGAAAACAUGUAGCAAUACGGCCUUCGAGGCCUAGAGUUGGCCAACCCUGAUCUAUGGCAUCUAUGGUGCUGCAGGGGACAUCCAAAGGUUCUGCACUGUUCCCCAGCUUACAGUGUUCAUAACAAAUAACAUUUCUAGACAGAGAAACUUCAUAUGCAUUGUAUCUUUCUUGUUUAUUUGUUAUUUUUCUUCUUUUUGCUGCUUUUUUUAAGGGACGUGAGCUCACUGUAUCCUCGCUUCAGUGUCAAACUUGAAUAUUGUCACUAUCAUCCGUCUGUGGCAAUGUGUUGUGUCCUAAGAAAACGAGGGGCAGGUUAUUUUUUUAUUUUUUUUUUAUUUUUAGAAGAUUUAGAUCUGGUGAUGCCAGAGUUUAGGUGAAGCUGAUGACAAUCAUCCAGUCACACCCACCAGCGAAGGAUUGAUCGGGAAAAAUCGACUGAUGGAAACCAAAGAGUCCAGACACCAAAUGUUUGUGUAAGAUCAGGGCGACACAUUUGGUUUUGUAAACUUCUGCCACUGACAUUUGUAGCAAUAAAUUUUUGUGGGUUAAAUUUG
This is a messenger RNA of Oryzias latipes (Japanese medaka), 11246 nucleotides long. RefSeq names its product fibrillin 3 (gene fbn3). The record is from RefSeq and is a predicted model, not a curated record. Lineage: Eukaryota; Metazoa; Chordata; Actinopteri; Beloniformes; Adrianichthyidae. Gene Ontology annotation, molecular function: calcium ion binding.